UUUUUUUUUUUUUUUUUUCCUCAUCAACCAUUCUGCUGCGUGUAAUUUCGAAUCAACACCAACGGUUUGUCAGACUCAAAUAAAGUCGAGCGAAAAAGCAAAACGGGAGGCCAAAAGUAGACAACAAAAGAGCAUCAUCCCACACGUGACGUCUGUUUUGGGCAAACAGUCUGUCCUUUUUCAAUUGCUGUCACCAUUCCCUAUCUGAAUUGAGUGGUCCAACUCGUCUCAUUACGAUAUGCUAUCCGGCCUCUUCCCCCAUUGGCGUCGCAAAGCGGCAGAACGCUCCAGCAAGUUCAGCAGCUCCUACGAAAUCCCAGUCUAUGCAAAUGCAGCUUAUUAUCCGAACUGGAGGGUCUAUCGGAAGCAGCCUCCUUCGUCCCUGAGAUUGGGAUUCGUCUCACAUGUCUUUUACGCGUUUGCUUGGGUCAAGGAAGAUGGCACAAUUUAUCUGAGUGAUGAAUGGGCAGAUGCGCAAAUGCCAAUCGACGGGACCAAUGGCUGCAUCCGUGCCUUCACACAAUUAAAACCGCAAUAUUCCAAAAUGAAAGUCAUCCUCUCAGUUGGUGGUGGAGGGAAAGGGAGCGAGAACUUCGCGCUGGUGGCUCAGAGCCAAUCCCGACUGGCCACCUUUGUCCGGACAGCGAGGGAAUUGGUGGAUCAAUUCGGUCUGGAUGGGAUUGACAUCGACUGGGAACAUCCCGCAAAUCCGCAAGAAGGUUACUACUAUGUCAACAUGCUCGCUCGACUGCGCGAGGUCCUACCCGCUCCACGAUAUGUGUUGGCCACAUGUCUUCCCGCGGGACAAUGGGCACUCCGCAACAUCGAUCUCGGCAAAGCUUCACAAUACUUAGACCUGCUUAAUAUUAUGGCGUACGAUUUCUCUGGUCCAUGGACGAACGAAACCGGACAUCAGGCGCAGCUUUACGCACGGGGCGGUGGCCAUUCUGGUCAGUCGGCUGUUAAUUACGUCCUGUCCCAAGGUGUGGAGCCUAAAAAACUCCUUCUUGGAGUUCCCGCAUAUGGACGGUCAUUUCUGGGUAGCAGCAAGACUGGUCAGUCGUACUCUGGCACUGGUGGAGAAGACGGAGUGUUUGAUUAUGCCGAUUUGCCGCGUCCCGGAGCCAAGGAACAUCACGAUGAUAAAGCCGGGGCUGCAUAUUGCUCUGGAGGGGACGGUGGUUUUGUGACAUAUGAUACACCACGGACGGUCCAGCAGAAAGCCAAAUUCGCGACCAAACUGAAAUUAGGAGGGCUGUUUUACUGGCAUAUGGCGGCGGAUGCACGGGGGCCGAGGAGUUUGCUUGAGACAGGGUACAAUACUUUGCACGAGAUGUAAUUGUACAUUGAGGAUAAAAUGGCGGCAUACUGUUAUUUAUGGUUUGUUUGUAUUCAUUAGGUUGAUAUUCUAUUCUAUACCACAACUUUUCUAGUCUUACUAUACAUAUCCAAGUCCAAACCUACAAUCCAAUUAAGCAGCAGCAGCUUUCUCAAAC
Aspergillus ruber CBS 135680 is the source of this 1496-nucleotide messenger RNA. RefSeq names its product glycoside hydrolase family 18 protein. Gene Ontology annotation, molecular function: chitinase activity; chitin binding. The record is from RefSeq and is a predicted model, not a curated record. Bases 239 to 1339 code for a protein of 366 amino acids. Gene Ontology annotation, cellular component: extracellular region. The transcript has 5 exons. Lineage: Eukaryota; Fungi; Ascomycota; Eurotiomycetes; Eurotiales; Aspergillaceae. Gene Ontology annotation, biological process: chitin catabolic process; carbohydrate metabolic process.